Cynocephalus volans (Philippine flying lemur) is the source of this 1605-nucleotide messenger RNA. It is a transcript of the gene ZIM2, whose product is annotated as zinc finger imprinted 2. NCBI's taxonomy places the organism in Eukaryota, Metazoa, Chordata, Mammalia, Dermoptera, Cynocephalidae. The record is from RefSeq and is a predicted model, not a curated record. Gene Ontology annotation, biological process: regulation of DNA-templated transcription.
AUGCAACACAUAACGGGGGUUUCAGAUACCUUGAGGAAUCCCUACUUCUUUCGUCUACUUGAUCUAGAAAAGAAUCCAGAAACCAACCCCAUAAAACAUCCCCGUUCUCUGAAAGUUUCUCAUCAGGAGUUUAGGAAUUUUCAGUACCUGUCAGGGACCGGACCUUCCCAGGCUGUCAGCCAAAUCCACGAGCUCUGCUGGAAAUGGCUGCAGCCAGAGACCCAUACCAAGGAGCAGAUGAUGGAGCAACUAGUGCUGGAACAGUUUCUGAACACCCUGCCAGAGGAAGUUCAGAUAUGGGUGAGGUUGAAACAGCCCAAGAAUAGCAAGGAGGCUGGAAACCUGGUUGCAAACAUGAUCCAGGCAUGUGGGGAGAAAGGUUUUCCUUCUCACGACUCUGCCCUUACAGAAAAGAGAAACACCAGAAAACACCAAAAGAAGAACACAAAGAUGUUAGACAACCUACCAUCAGCCAGGUCCCAGUGGUUCUUGGACUUUGAUCAUCUAGAAGCAUUUCUGCUGUUUUAGGAGUUGGUGACCUUCAAGGAUCUGGUUGUGGACUUCAGCCCAGAGGAAUUAAGCUACCUUAGUGCUGUUCAGAGGAACCUCUGCCGGGAGGUGACACUGGAGAACUACAGGAACCUGGUCUCUGUAGGCCAUCGGUUCUCUAAACCUGACAUCAUCUUACGCCUGGAAGAGGAGGAGUCAUGCGUGAUGGAGGAAGACAGUAACACAGUGAUAAGUCAGGGAAAAUCUUUUUGUGAUGACCUGUCGGAAUCACACCAGGGCAACCAGGAGAAACUUCUGCAUCCUGUAACAAUGAGUGACCCUAAGACCCUUGCUUAGGAAAGAAGUUGUGGUAGUGAUGAAUUUGAGGAAAGCUCUAAUCUUACUGAGCAACCAGAAAGUCCUCUAGGAAAAGAUCAAGAGUGUAUUACUCCUGGAAUAUAUACCAGUCCUCAGCCAGUACACAAUGAGCCUCUUCUCCAAGAUACCAAACACAACAGAUGCAAAUUUUGCAAAAGAACCUUUAGCACCAAAACGGCCCUUGGGAGACAUGAGCAGAUCCAUACUGGGAAGAAACACUUCAAAUGUAAACAAUAUAGUGAAAUCUUCUAUCUCAUGCCAUACCUCCCGAGAUAUCGGAGCACUUAUUCUGGUGAGAAGCUCUCUGGAUGCAACGAAGGUGGAAAGUCUUUCAUCCAGCGUGCAAUUCUCUGUGGGCGUGUAAGAAUUUAUAGUCAGGAGGACUGCUAUGAAUGUUUUCACUAUGGCAAAGCCUUUAUCCAGGAUGUGCAUUCUUUUCAACAUCUCAAAGACCAUCAGGCAGCAAGAGCCCUUCCCCCUAGGUUGCCCUGCAACAAGACAUAUUAAAUUAGCUAUCGGUGGAAACAUGACUAUGUUGGAGAGAGAGCCUGCCAGUGUUGCGACUGUGGCAAAACCUUCAGUCAGAGGUCACGUCUCAGUCAGCAUUAUUGGAUUCAUGCUCAAGAGAGGCCUUACCAGUGUCAGCUGUGUGGGAAAUGUUUCAGCCUACCCUCAGACCUCACUCAACAUUAUCAACUCCAUGCUCAAGAGAAACCCGUUGAGUGCAAUGACUGUUGA